UUAUUUGCCAGGAAGAAUGUCAGCUUCCAACAUUAGCGAUGACGGUCUCCCAGUCACUCUCUUCCUGACAGGGAUCCCAGGGCUGGAAUGGGCCCACAUCUGGAUUGCCAUCCCCUUUUGUACCAUGUAUGUGGUAGCACUGGCUGGGAAUGCUGCCCUCAUCCUGGUCAUUGCCAUGGACAAUGCACUUCAUGCACCCAUGUACCUCUUCCUUUGCCUGCUCUCACUCACUGACCUGGCUCUCAGCUCCACCACUGUGCCCAAAAUGCUGGCCAUUUUGUGGCUCCGUGCUGGUGAGAUUUCCUUCAGUGGAUGCCUGGCCCAGAUGUUUUGUGUCCAUUCCAUCUAUGCUUUGGAGUCCUCGGUUCUUCUUGCCAUGGCCUUUGACCGAUACGUGGCUAUCUGUAAGCCACUGAGAUACACAGUCAUCCUCAACCAUACCAUCAUAGGCAGAAUUGGCCUUGUUGGGAUAUUCCGUAGUAUGGCCAUUGUCUCCCCCUUCAUCUUCUUGUUGAGGCGACUGCCCUACUGUCAGCACCACGUCAUGGCACACACAUACUGUGAGCAUAUGGGCAUUGCUCGACUGGCCUGUGCCAACAUCACUGUCAAUAUUGUCUAUGGGCUAACUGUGGCCCUGUUGGCCAUGGGUCUGGACUCUAUUCUCAUUGCUAUCUCCUAUGGCUUUAUCCUCCAUGCUGUCUUUCGUCUUCCAUCUCGCGAUGCCCAACACAAAGCUCUGAGUACCUGUGGCUCCCACCUUGCGGUCAUCCUGGUCUUCUACAUUCCUGCCUUCUUCUCUUUCCUCACCCACCGUUUUGGCCAACACCAAGUCCCCAAGCAUGUGCACAUCUUUCUGGCUAAUCUCUAUGUGCUGGUGCCUCCUGUGCUCAACCCAAUCAUCUACGGGGCUAGGACCAAGGAGAUUCGGGCUCGACUUCUAAGACUGCUUCAUUUGAGAAAGAUUUCAAUAUGAAUGCUGAACAGAAUUAUGAGAAUAAAUGUAUAUGGUAGCUGUCUAGAUACAUGU
Rhinolophus ferrumequinum (greater horseshoe bat) is the source of this 1027-nucleotide messenger RNA. Its product is annotated as olfactory receptor 52D1. The record is from RefSeq and is a predicted model, not a curated record. Gene Ontology annotation, molecular function: G protein-coupled receptor activity; olfactory receptor activity. Gene Ontology annotation, biological process: G protein-coupled receptor signaling pathway. NCBI's taxonomy places the organism in Eukaryota, Metazoa, Chordata, Mammalia, Chiroptera, Rhinolophidae. The transcript has a single exon. Bases 17 to 973 code for a protein of 318 amino acids. Gene Ontology annotation, cellular component: membrane.